Zasmidium cellare ATCC 36951 is the source of this 1185-nucleotide messenger RNA. RefSeq lists its product as uncharacterized. The record is from RefSeq and is a predicted model, not a curated record. Lineage: Eukaryota; Fungi; Ascomycota; Dothideomycetes; Mycosphaerellales; Mycosphaerellaceae. Gene Ontology annotation, molecular function: O-methyltransferase activity. Bases 1 to 1185 code for a protein of 394 amino acids. The transcript has 5 exons.
AUGGGGAAUCUUGACAUCUCGGAGGCGGUGGCAUCCAUAAGAUCGCUACGUGCGUCAGUCCAGGACGAUGACAAUGUUCGAAGGCAGCUCAAGUCAGAGCUCGAGGAGGCUCGAAAAUUACUCGAGACGCCCGUGGAGGCCCUUUGGGCUUUGUUGUACCAAUGUGUUCCCACCACGGCAUUGAAAGCGUUGUUGGAUAUGGGGGCCAUCGACGAGUUGAAUGCGUGCGAAGACUCUCUCUCGGUGAAAGUACUUGCUGAAGCUUGUGGGGCUGAUGAGCGUAUCGUCUAUCGUCUCAUCCGACCCCUGGCCCCUUUGGGAGUCGUAGAGGAGUUGCCAGGGUCUUUGUAUCGUGCAACGCCACUGUCCAGACUUUUGAGUGACCCUGGGUUCAAAGGUGGCUACGUUUUCGUGCACUCGCUUGAGUUGAAGGCAUUCGCCGGGUUGCCAUAUUUCCUCCAGAAGGCGGGUUAUCGAAUGCCAACAGAGGGGCCUGGCCCUUUUCAAUAUUCGCUCCAGACAGAGGAUUCGAUCUAUGAGUACAUGGCCAAGGAUGGCGAUCUGAUGGUCCACUUUGGCAAGUUCAUGGCACGUUCGAGAGCCGGCCGUCCAGAGUGGUUUAACUUCUAUCCAGUACAGGAACGACUUGUCGCUCAAUCUGUUGGAGGCGAACCACACAGCGAUGCCCUGCUUGUUGACGUGGGUGGUGGCGAAGGUCAUGACCUCCAGGCUUUUCGAAAUGCCUUUCCCGAUUGUCCUGGAAGAUUGAUCCUGCAGGAUACCGAGACUGUGCUCGGUAACAUCAGAACACUGGACGCCGCUGUAGAAAGACAGCCGCAUGACUUCUUUACGCCUCAGCCUAUGCAUGGAGCCCGAGCCUAUUAUCUCCGCCAGAUCAUCCACAACUAUAGCGACGGGGAGGCGUUGGAGAUACUAGCGAAUGUGAAGCUGGCCAUGACUCCAGGCUACUCACUGCUCUUAAUCGAUGACUUUUGCCUGCCCGGCGAGAGUCCGCCAUACUAUCCAGCACUGCUUGAUGUUGUCAUGAUGGCUGCAUUUACAGGCACGGAACGCACGCAGGCGCAGUGGUACUCGCUGCUGGACCGUGCUGGGUUUAAGAUCAACCGCAUCUAUCGUGAUGCUACGGGCCAGGAAGAGAGCGUUAUAGAGGCGGAGCCAAAGUAG